This is a messenger RNA of Gossypium raimondii (Peruvian cotton), 997 nucleotides long. Its product is annotated as universal stress protein PHOS32. Lineage: Eukaryota; Viridiplantae; Streptophyta; Magnoliopsida; Malvales; Malvaceae. The record is from RefSeq and is a predicted model, not a curated record. The transcript is spliced from 3 exons. The coding region runs from base 266 to 745 and encodes 159 amino acids.
AGCGAUAGAGAUAAGAUGGAAUGAGAGUUUCAUAUAAUUCUUAAUCGUUUUAAUUUGUAUUCCAAUAAGAACCUGGCAAGCCAAUCCAACAAAAUACAUAUCGAAUAAAUGCCUUGGUCUUCACAAAAAAGAAGAAGAAGAAGAUGCUGAGCAUCUGGUAGCUUUCUCUUUGUUCCUCCAAACUGUGUGCUUAGAUUUGAAGACCUAGUCCCUGUGAUCAAAUCUUGUUGUUCAUUUCUGGGUUUAAUUUCUCAAGAAAAAGAAGAUGACAAAAGAUAGGCAAAUCGGUGUAGCAAUGGAUUUCUCCAAGGGAAGCAAAGCAGCUCUUAAAUGGUCAACCGACAAUCUGGUAGACAAAGGAGAUACCCUUUACCUCAUCCACGUCAAACCCAAUCAGAGCGACGAGUCUCGUAACCUUCUUUGGUCCACCAGUGGCUCACCUUUGAUUCCAUUAUCGGAGUUCAGAGAGAAGGAAGUGAUGAAACAUUAUGAGGUGGAACCUGAUCCUGAGGUUUUAGACUUGGUUGAUACGGCUUCAAGGCAGAAAGAGGUGAAUAUUGUCACAAAGAUUUACUGGGGUGAUGCCAGGGAUAAAAUAUGUGAAUCUGUUGCAGAUUUGAAGCUUGAUUGUUUGGUAAUGGGCAGCAGAGGCCUUGGCACCAUUCAAAGGGUACUGAUUGGAAGUGUGAGCAACCAUGUGAUGGUAAAUGCAACUUGUCCAGUAACAAUUGUUAAAGGAUCCUAGUGCUCAUGGAUUUUGAUCUCAGUAUUCUGCAAAAGUAAUGUAUCUUUGAAAAUAAUCGAUGUUCCUUGUUUCUAUUUCUAUGUGGGUGAUUUAUGUAUGUAUGUAUGUAUGGACAUCUUGGUUCUCGGGUUGUACUCAGAUCCUGAGAGUGCUUGAUUAGGAUCAGCUCCAGUGCUGUUUCCAUAAAUAAACAAACUUUGUAUGGACAUGGACAUUGUUCAUGGUUCGCAUUUAAGUAACAAUGUUUCACUA